Trichosurus vulpecula (common brushtail) is the source of this 3416-nucleotide messenger RNA. RefSeq names its product FIC domain protein adenylyltransferase (gene FICD). Gene Ontology annotation, molecular function: protein binding. Bases 254 to 1636 code for a protein of 460 amino acids. The record is from RefSeq and is a predicted model, not a curated record. The transcript is spliced from 3 exons. Lineage: Eukaryota; Metazoa; Chordata; Mammalia; Diprotodontia; Phalangeridae.
UUUCCCGGGGAAGCUGAGCCUGGAGAGUGAAACCGGAAAGGGAAGCGACGGACCGGUGGAGGCGGCCAACCAGGAGCGAGGAUGGAGACCGCGGGGCGGGACCAGAACGGGGCUGACUGGGCCUGCGGAGCCAAAACCGGUAGAGGCGGCUGCGACCCUGAGGAGCCCGGCGCGGGCGGGGACGGAGGGAGCCACAGAUGCUCAACUCCCCCGCCAACGGUGGCCAUGUUCGCAGGCUGACUCCCAAGACCAGAUGACCUUCAUGUCGAUGGCCACAGUGGUGGCGGUGGCAGAGCCGAAAUGGGUCUCCCCGGUGUGGGGCCGCUGGCUGUGGGCGCUGGCCCUGCUGGGCCUGCUGCUGGGGUCCCUGCUGGUGCUCCUGCUCCCCCUGGGGGCCGUGGAGGAGCAGUGCUCCGCGCUAUGGAAAGGCCUCUCCUUGCUGAGGAGCAAGCUGGAGGGAGGACAUCGGGGCAGUAACGGGCAGGGCACUCCCAGCACUGGGCUCAGCGUCACAACGGGGGGGAUCCAUCUGCUGGUGGUCAAACCCAAAGCAUCUGCAGAUGUGAAGCUAGAAGCCCGAGCAGCCUUGAACCAGGCCCUGGAAAUGAAGCGGCAGGGGAAGCGACAGAAGGCCCACAGACUCUUCUUGCAUGCCCUCAAAAUGGACCCUGAUUAUGUGGACGCACUCAAUGAGUUGGGCAUCUUUUCUGAAGAGGAGAAAGACAUUCUGCAGGCUGAUUACUUAUAUACCAAAGCGCUGACCAUCUCCCCCUACAACGAGAAAGCUCUGAUCAAUAGGGACCGGACGUUGCCUCUGGUGGAGGAGAUCGACCAGAGGUACUUCAGCAUCAUUGACAGCAAAGUUAAAAAGGUGAUGUCCAUUCCCAAGGGGAACUCAGCGCUGCGGCGGGUCAUGGAGGAGUCCUACUACCAUCACAUUUACCACACCGUCGCCAUCGAAGGCAACACCCUCACCCUCUCUGAAAUAAGGCACAUCAUCGAGACCCGCUAUGCUGUGCCAGGGAAGAGCCUGGAGGAACAGAAUGAGGUCAUCGGCAUGCACGCGGCCAUGAAAUACAUCAACACCACGCUUGUCUCCAGGAUCGGGUCUGUCACCAUCAGCGACAUGCUAGAGAUUCACAGGCGGGUGCUGGGUUAUGUGGAUCCCGUGGAAGCCGGGAGAUUUAGGACUACGCAGGUGUUUGUGGGUCAUCACAUUCCUCCCCAUCCUCAAGAUGUGGAGAAACAGAUGGAAGAGUUCAUACAGUGGCUGAACUCGGAGGACGCCAUGAAUCUACACCCUGUGGAAUUUGCUGCACUGGCCCAUUACAAACUGGUCUACAUCCACCCCUUUAUCGAUGGUAAUGGUAGGACCUCCCGCCUGCUGAUGAACCUCAUUUUGAUGCAGGCAGGCUACCCUCCCAUUACCAUCCGCAAGGAGCAGAGGUCGGAGUAUUACCACGUGUUGGAAGUCGCCAACGAAGGGGACGUGAGACCUUUCAUCCGUUUCAUUGCCAAGUGUACCGAGACCACCUUAGACAUGCUGCUAAUUGCAACCACAGAACAUGCUGUGGGUUUGCCAGAAGCAAAUCCCAACCAUUCUGGAUGCAAACAGACUAUUCCUGUAAAAACCUAAAUGUUUGUCUUGGAAAGCACAACAGGGAUUAUUUUGGCGAAAUCUCACAGAAGCCUUGAGCGUUCCUCCUGGGAAACGAGUCUUCUCACAAAGAAGACUAGAGAGCUAAGCGUUCUUGACCUCAGAAUGUUUCUAGUUUUAGUUUUUGGGUUUUUUUUUCUUUAAGAAAAUAAGUUAAAUUAAGCUUCGUCUCUAUGAAAAUAAUUUAUAAGCCAACUAAGCCAAAUUAUUUAUUUUGGGUUUGUUUUAAAGCAGGCUAAAAAAAUGCAAGAUGUUGUAGCCAGAUUCUGGCCCGGGCAUUAAGAGCCUCUAGGCUUUUUCCAGGGUAUACAGGGAAGCUGCAUUGUGGGCAUGUGUCCUACGGGUCCCUAUAAAUUUUCUCUGGGUUAAGCAACUAAGUCUCUGGGACAAAAUGUGUACCAAAAGUGUCUGGGAGGAAAGGGGACCAUUCUGCCAAGUCAGGACAGGAUGCAGGGGAGCCGUCUAAGAGUUCAGUGACUUCUGAGGGUACUGCUCUGAGGGUUAUUUUUGCAGAUGGGCAGCUUUCUUUUGGAAGGCACAGGUUUAUCUGCCCAGACUGACUUGGUAACCAACUUCCACCUGGAAAGCAAACUACUGAGAUAAUAAAUUUGGGUCAGUUUUAACAGUGGGACCUUGUAUGCCUCAACUGGCCUUUUUUCAAGAAGCCGCUCUGAGCUGUACUUCCUUCCCUUAAUUUUGGUGCCAGGGAUCAAGUGUUUUUCUACAGUGGGUUAUUUUUGUAAUUGAGACUGGUUCCCUCUCUGUUCUUCCCAGUCCCCCUUCUUGGGAAGAAAACCUCUCUGUUAGGGCAGAAGUUGUUUGGAUACCAGACCACUCCAUCAUCUCGCCAUCAAGCUGUGAACCCAGGACCAUCAGUCUUAAGAAUGUCUUCCCUGACAGGUCACUCCUAAACAUUGUCUGGAAACAGAUUCCCCACAGAUAUGAUGCUGAGAAAAUACACACCUGGAUCUCUGACACAAGAGGUGGAUGGGAUGUAACCAGCAGUAUCACAGUCCUCGAUGGAAGCUUUCACGCCUCUGGGGCAUGAACGUUUGGAACCUUCCUCGCCUUGGCCAGUAUCUUAGCUUUUCUGUGCAAUGUCUUCUCCCGAGCCUUUUUCAUCAUGACUACUCAUGACCAUGCCACCCCAUAAUCACCCCAUUCAUCUUCAGAGAUACCUCAUGCUCAGCGCUGGCAGCGGGCCCUCAAGGAUGGGCCGAGGCCUUCCAAGCUACUUGGAAGGAGACAGACUUUGUUCUAGGCCCCAAGGCCACGUCGAAGGGGGUCCUGCUGCGGUAGCAGAGCAUUUGUCGGCCAGAAGAUAACCAGAGUCCUUUCUGCCCUCGGUGACCUUUCUGCUUUGUCACUAUGACUCCAUCUUAGCAGUGCUGGCACCCAAGUCAAGCUUCUGCCUUUUGAACCACGUAAGCACUGGUACAGACAGACAGAUGGUGGAAGCCAGCACUACUUAACGCCUCUCUUCUAGCUUUCUGAAAGGCUAGUACGGUCCCAGCAGACAAAAUCCAGAGGUUCACAACUCCAGGAUUUUUUGAAGACCACUGCCACAAAUUGUCGAAUUUCUUAAACCCUAACUAUACAGUGGAUUUGGUUCUCGUGAACAGACCCCAAGGUUAGCUGAACCACUAGACAAAAGCACUUGUUUUUGUACUACAAAAUGAAUGAAUUUGCACUUUAGCUCUAUGUGACAGAUGUUACUCUAACAAACUACUUACUUUAAUAAAGUAUUUUAUUAAAUACA